ACGUGAUUUUUGGCGUUUGGCCAUAACGUCUUGCAGCUGUUGUCGAGUAGUCUGCUUCGAGUGUAACAUCACUAGCUGGCAGAUACAAACGUAAUGGAUUUCAACGUGAAGAAGUUAGCCUCCGGCGCGGGAUUGUUUUUUACACGAGCUGUCCAGUUCACAGAGGAGAAGUUGGGCCAGGCGGAGAAGACUGAGUUGGACGCUCACUUUGAGAACCUGAUGAGCCGCGCAGACUGCACCAAACACUGGACAGAGAAAAUCUACCGACAGACUGAGGUCCUGCUGCAGCCCAACCCAAGUGCCAGAAUUGAGGAGUUUCUCUAUGAAAAGUUGGAUAGGAAGGCACCUUCCAGAAUUACCAAUGGAGAGCUGCUUGGUCAGUAUAUGCAGGAUGCAGCUAAGGAAUUCGGUCCGGGAACUCCAUAUGGGAAUACGCUGAUUGAGGUGGGAGAGUGUGAGAGAAGAUUAGGAGCGGCAGAGAGGGAGUUCCUCCAGACGUCAACCAUCAGCUUUCUUACCCCCCUCAGGAACUUUCUAGAAGGAGACUGGAGGACCAUUUCAAAAGAACGGCGUCUUUUGGAGAAUCUUCGGCUGGACCUGGAUGCCUGUAAAACACGUCUGAAGAAGGCCAAGGUGGCUGAGUCUAAGGCUGCGAUGGCGCCAGAUUUUCAGGAGACCAGACCCCGCAACUAUGUACUUUCGGCAAGUGCCUCUGCGCUUUGGAGUGAAGAAGUGGAAAAAGCUGAACAUGAACUCCGAGUGGCCCAAACAGAGUUUGACCGGCAAGCCGAGGUUACUCGGCUACUUUUGGAGGGCAUCAGUAGUACACAUGUGAACCACUUACGCUGCCUGCAUGAGUUUGUGGAGGCCCAAGCAGCUUACUAUAAGCAGUGUCAUCUCCACAUGCAAGAACUACAGAAAGAGCUGGGAAGUUCUGAUGAGGACGUUAUUCCCAAUGCCUUUGCACUGAACUCCACUCACUCCAUGGCUACUGCUGGCCCUGCAUCAGAAGACCGCAGCAGCCCUGUGGAGACAGACACUCUGAAGAUUGAGGAAGUUCAGGCACCAGCUACAGGAACCCGCAAGGCCAAAGUCCUUUAUGAUUACGAUGCUGCUGACUCCAGUGAGCUCUCCCUUUUAGCUGAUGAGCUCAUUACAGUUCACACAGUGCCUGGAAUGGACUCUGACUGGCUGAUUGGAGAGAGAGGGAACCAGAAAGGAAAAGUGCCUGUCACAUACUUGGAGCUUCUCAGCUAAAGAACACGCAUGCAUCGACACAAGACACUCACACACAUGCACCUGUGUGUAUGUGUGUGAGUGGGUACUACUAAAGCCAUGAGGAUAUUUCAUUCACAGUUAAUUUCACACUCUUACACAAACUUUACCUUCAAUAGCACUCCUCCACACUAAGCAUUAGCAAAAGUGUUCAGUUGAACACACAAACUCAUCCAUGUGCUUCUCAGAACAAACUGGAGUAUAUUCACAUGAUUAACAUCCGUGAUAAUGGAGACAUUGUUACAGUGAGUACAGAAAAACCCCUACGGGGGUUAGUUAACAUUCCUUUUAGAUUUUUUGGGUGACUUAUUAUGACUAUAUUAUUUUCCUAUUUAUUGUUGUGCAUCCCAAAGGUAGACCAGAUUAGACCUUUGCAUCGUUGGAAACUGUGACACACUGUCUUUAGAGGGAUUUCCAUCCAAAUGAUGUUGUUGUACGUUGGUGUUUUUUUUUCAAGUGUCUUUAUUGUCUCUUAAAGCCACCUUUGUAAUUCUGGUAAUGUUGCCUCUAAAAUAUGAAUCCACCGCAAUGUCCAAUGUCUUGUCAUUUAGUUAAGUCAGUUAAGUACAGUUCAUCCCUGUAUGACAGACAUUGAAGAAGAAUUGAAAACUAAUGUGGUUGCAACAGACCACAUCAUGACGGACAUGUCAUUAUGUUGUGUUGGCGUGUCAGAUUUACUGAUUGCUAGCCAUGGACAAGGAAAACCAUUAAUGCCACUUAAUGGUUUCUUUUAAACUGCUUCUUAAUUUAAGUGAAAAAAUGUGUUCUGUUCUUCCAAUACAACAUGAACAGAAUUAGCAUUUCUUUGUGUGUUGUAUAUAUUUUAUAUCCACAAUAGAAGCAUUUAAUAUGAUAAACAUUAGCUUACACUAAAGAACAAUGUCUGUGAAACAGCACAUUUUUAAUGGAUGUUUUAUCAUCCUUAACUCUUUAGAAGUAAAUUUGCCUUAACUGCUAAUUGAAAUUAAUGUAAUUUGUGUUAUUUUAAGGAGCGAUAUAUGUAAGAAUUAAAGUUUAAGACAUUCAAAAAUUACGUUAGCACGCUAACCAGAUAGCCUCAGCCCACUCUUGUCUUGUAAUACCACUUUGUUCCACAAGAUGCAAUGACAAGAUCCAAAAACUAAUGGAUGCGAUGGCUGACCAGACUCCAUUGAAACAGACCUCACAGAUCAUCUUAAAACACUCAAUUCAUUCAAAUUGGACAGAAACAAAAUACAAGUCCUCCAAACCAUCUUUUUUUGAUUUCCCACUGUUCCAAUAGUCACCAACAGUGUUUUGGUCGAAAUAAAUCCUUUAUUCGCCACAUUAGAUGAGGAAAGAACCAGCCGUUAUAUUGCUCUCCACAAAGCCAGCAGUUUCACACUGAUGUGCUCUCAGACUACCUACCUAAACAAAGAACAGGGAAACUCGGAUGACAACACAUACAGAGGGGGUGUGAUGUCAGUCUUUGCUCAGGAUGCAGUUACUCCACUUUAUCAUUACAUAGUAAUGUUUUCAAUCCCAUAUACCGAACCUUUUAGUGACAACAUUUUGUGGACAUUUGGAUGGAAUAUAACUAGCAACAGUUUUGCUUGAUUGAGUCAUGUCAUGUCAUUCACUUGUUUAGAUUAGACUUUCCAAUAUGGGCUUUUUGUUUUGUUUGUUUUUGUCUCAUGCCUUUCCACAGCACUGAAGAUGUCCCUCUGAACAAUAUGAACACCUGAGCAGCAAAUAAACAUGAACACUCCCAUCCUAACUGCCUUAAGAUGCUGGGAAGGAACUGCUAAGGCCCUCUGCUGCAAACCAGAGAAUGUGCUUUUCACAACAAAAUAAAGACUUAAUGUACACCACGGACGGCAUGCAAGACUGUAACUCUUUCUAAUCACGUGUGUGUGUUUGUGUGAAUUUGGUUUGCCCUAGAGGGUUUAUUUGAAUUUACGGCGUUCCUGUUGAUGCUUUUUUCUCUGUUAAUAUUUUGAAGUGUCUUCAGUCUUAGUGCUGCAUGUGCUACAGCUGGUAGCCUGUCCUGCUGAACAUGUGAGUGUGUAAACAAGUAUAUGAUGUAGCUAUCUAUGUUUGUGUGAGAUCUGGAGCACCAAAAUGUUUGCACAACAACAAAUGUACUUUCUCAUCCAGUAUGUGUACAUGCAUGCACUUUUUCCCAGCCUGGUCUCACAAGAUUUUGUGCAAUGAGCACAAUGUUUGAAAACGCAAAAAUCUGCUGACAGAGAAGUGAACUUGACCCAAGUCUCUAGUAAAUUGUUUUCUUACCUGCAGUCAAUGAGACCGACAGGUGAGAAUGGGUUCUAACAAUUAUUGUUGGCAGAUGAAUGUAACCUAAUUGUGCUAAUUUCACAAAUCUUGGGGGUAUUUUUAGUUUCUUUUACUUAUGCUGUUGUGAUUUGUUGUACCUCAUCUUAUUAUUGUUAUUAUUAUUUUGUCAAUAUAUAUAUAUUGCCCGUUCCUUAACCAUGCUGAAUGAAUGCAAUGUAUGGGAUUUAAUAAAGUCUGAUUUAUUUGAA
This is a messenger RNA of Micropterus dolomieu (smallmouth bass), 3776 nucleotides long. It is a transcript of the gene sh3glb2a, whose product is annotated as SH3-domain GRB2-like endophilin B2a. Gene Ontology annotation, cellular component: membrane; cytoplasm. Gene Ontology annotation, molecular function: protein binding. Gene Ontology annotation, biological process: membrane organization. The record is from RefSeq and is a predicted model, not a curated record. Lineage: Eukaryota; Metazoa; Chordata; Actinopteri; Centrarchiformes; Centrarchidae. The transcript is spliced from 12 exons. Bases 94 to 1257 code for a protein of 387 amino acids.